UAUCAUAUCGCACUAUCACUGUUUUAGCUAUCUCUUUGCGGUUGUCAAUUUUAAUCAAGUUUCUUUCAUUGUCAUUCAGUUGUACAGCCGUUGUGUUAGUAUAAACACACCCUUCUUUUCAUUGUAAUUAUUUAAGUACAGAAGAAAUUGAAAUUCCGGAGCAACAUGUCGAAGAUAAAGGCUGGACCCGUCGUUGACAUCCUUGGCGAUGAAAUGACAAGAAUUAUCUGGGAUCUGAUUAAAAAUAAGCUUAUUUUACCAUUUUUAGACAUUGAAUUGCACACAUAUGACUUGGGCAUGGAAUAUCGUGACCAGACAGAUGAUCAGGUCACCAUUGAUUGUGCUAAUGCUAUAAAAAAGUACAAUGUUGGUAUUAAAUGCGCCACCAUAACACCUGAUGAAAAAAGGGUGGAAGAAUUUAAAUUAAAAAAGAUGUGGAAGAGCCCUAAUGGAACUAUCCGUAAUAUUCUUGGAGGUACUGUAUUUAGAGAGGCUAUUAUUUGCAAAAAUAUUCCUCGUCUUGUAACUGGUUGGGAAAAACCAAUUAUCAUCGGCCGUCAUGCUCAUGCUGAUCAGUACAAAGCAACAGAUUUUGUUGUACCUGGUGAAGGUAAACUUGAAUUGAUUUGGACACCUCCAUCAGGAGAGCCAAUCAGACAAGUUGUGAAUGAUUUCAAGGGCGCUGGUGUAGCUCUUGGUAUGUUUAAUACUGAUGCAUCUAUAAUCGACUUUGCUCAUUCGUCAUUCAAAUAUGCUCUGGACAGGAAGUAUCCACUUUAUCUGAGCACAAAGAAUACCAUUCUUAAAAAGUAUGAUGGUCGUUUCAAGGAUAUUUUCCAGGAAAUAUAUGAUAAGCAGUACAAAGCGCAAUUUGAAGCUGCUGGCAUCUGGUAUGAACACAGAUUGAUUGAUGAUAUGGUUGCCUACGCAAUGAAAUCAGAGGGUGGCUUUGUAUGGGCUUGCAAAAAUUAUGAUGGCGAUGUACAAUCUGAUUCAGUAGCUCAGGGUUAUGGAUCUUUGGGUCUUAUGACAUCUGUUCUUAUUUGCCCUGAUGGAAAAACUGUUGAGGCUGAAGCAGCUCAUGGCACUGUGACCAGGCAUUACAGAUUCUAUCAACAAGGAAAGGAGACCUCCACCAAUCCUAUUGCUUCUAUCUUUGCAUGGACCAGAGGUCUUUUACAUCGUGCCAAACUGGAUAACAAUCAGGAACUUAAGAGAUUUGCUGAAACUCUUGAAAAUGUUUGUAUUAGCACAAUUGAAUCUGGUGUAAUGACUAAAGAUCUUGCUAUUUGUAUCAAGGGCAUGAACAAUGUACAGAGAUCAGACUAUUAUGAAACCUUCGAAUUUAUGGACAAACUAGCCGAAAAUCUUAGAAAGAGUUUAGGCAAGUGACUAUCUAUUCAACAGUCGAAAUGUAAUCUAUAAGAUUUUUAUCUUAUAAAAUCAUUUAUUUUUGGCAUAUGGGUAUAUAGGGAAGGUAUUUUUUUUACUUAACUAAAGCAGUUAUUUAUUUGUAUUUUAUUUUUUUCAAUAAAUGUAUUAUUUUACAGAG
Messenger RNA from Galleria mellonella (greater wax moth), 1552 nucleotides. RefSeq names its product isocitrate dehydrogenase [NADP] cytoplasmic (gene Idh). Gene Ontology annotation, molecular function: magnesium ion binding; NAD binding; isocitrate dehydrogenase (NADP+) activity. The record is from RefSeq and is a predicted model, not a curated record. The coding region runs from base 166 to 1392 and encodes 408 amino acids. The transcript is spliced from 2 exons. Gene Ontology annotation, cellular component: cytosol; mitochondrion; peroxisome. NCBI's taxonomy places the organism in Eukaryota, Metazoa, Arthropoda, Insecta, Lepidoptera, Pyralidae. Gene Ontology annotation, biological process: isocitrate metabolic process.